Messenger RNA from Octopus sinensis (East Asian common octopus), 1153 nucleotides. RefSeq names its product eukaryotic translation initiation factor 3 subunit A-like. Bases 92 to 754 code for a protein of 220 amino acids. Lineage: Eukaryota; Metazoa; Mollusca; Cephalopoda; Octopoda; Octopodidae. The transcript has a single exon. The record is from RefSeq and is a predicted model, not a curated record.
UUUCUCCUUUUUGUUUUUCAGGUUUGUCUCGUUUCGAACGCUCUCGCUCUCUCUUUUGACUGUGCUGAAGAUUCACCAAUCCUGCCAAGCAAUGGUGGGACAUAAGAAUUACAGUUCCUUGUUAUUUGCUUUGUUUCUUACUCUCUCCAUCCAAAUUUGCCGCAGCUAUAAUAGCGGAAAUUACAACAGCAGGCAGCUUCUAUCAUUGCACAAUCAUGAAGAAGCUAAAGAACUCAACAAAGACAGACUACUUACCAUGGAAAAAGCGCUCAAGUCUGGCAUCAUUGGAAGGAGUCUAACUACCAAACGCGGUUUCGGAGAUAAACGAGAUGGGAAUAUUCGACCCAUUUUAUUAGAAACUAGAGGAUUCGGUGACAAACGUUUAGCUGAAAUAAGCUACGAGAGAGAAGGAUCACCUGAAAUACAAGGAAUUGAACUCUUCGCUCGCGGAUUUGGAGAUAAAAGAGGGCUUGAUGAUAAUCAAUUACUGGAAAAAUCAAUUUUUUCUAACCCUGACUACCUUGAACUUUUAGACAGAAGUAUCGAUGACAAAAGGGGAUUUGGUGAUAAAAGGGGAUUUGGCGAUAAAAGAGGAUUUGGUGACAAACGAUUCAUGGUUGUUGGGAGAGGUUUUGGUGAUAAACGUGGAUUUGGAGAUAAACGUGGAUUUGGUGACAAGAGAGGCUUUGGUGAUAAACGUGGCUUUGGUGAUAAACGGGGUUUUGGAGACAAGCGUGGAUUUGGUGACAAAUAAAUUAGAUUGCUUUUCUGGACAGACAUUAAAAUUUUAACUUUUAGAUGUUUACUUUGAGGCAUAAAUGUAUGACUAUAUAUAAUUAUGUUUCUUACGAAAAAACUAAAACUAAAAAUAUAUGUCCAUGAAAAUAUAAACUGAACAAUAAAACAAAAGAAAAAUAAAUUUGAUACAACUGGACUUCAGUUCUCUUUUUUUAAAUAAGAAAAAGCAAUCCGCUGACUAUCUGCUAAGCAUUGGGUAGCAGUAGAAAAAGACCUAAAUAGAAUGGUUGCUUGCUUUAAAAAGGAGAUACGAAAAUAUCUACAUAAAAUGUAAGAUAUGUCACGAUCUCAGAAAUCUAAAGAAAAAAAGAUGCUUUUUUGUUUUUUUAUUGAUUAAAAAAAUUAUAAAAAUACA